This is a messenger RNA of Gongylonema pulchrum, 285 nucleotides long. The record is from the annotation of a GenBank genome assembly. NCBI's taxonomy places the organism in Eukaryota, Metazoa, Nematoda, Chromadorea, Rhabditida, Gongylonematidae.
AUGGGUUGUUUCAGGAAGAAAAAGACGCUGAAAGAAGGUGGCGAAUAUGAGGAUGCUGCUUUGCUUAACGCUCUAAAAGACCUGGUUUCGCUCAUUGAUACUCAUCAGGAUGAACUGCAUUCUCUGUUACCUGCAUUAGUGGCCGUGGAUGCAGUCGCUGAGGCACGCACUCUGCAAAGUCGGUUCUUGCAAUUGAUGGAUGAUACAAUGAAGGCAAUUGAAGCGGCUUGGCCACCCUAUAUCUGUCCUUAUUUGAUAAUAGGACCACUGCGAGAAAUUGUAUGA